AGGUGAGAAACCAUAUCACUGAUAUCUGUGGUAAAUCAUUCUCAUAGCAGUGGCUUAACUACUCACAAAUGGGUUCAUACAGAGGAGAAACCAUAUACCUGUGAUAUCUGUGGAAAAUCAUUCUCUGAUCACAGUCAUUUAACUCAACACAAAAAUAUUCAUACAGGGGAGAAACCAUAUCACUGUGAUAUCUGUGGUAAAUCUUUCUCUCAUAGCGGUGGCUUAACUUCACACACGCGUAUCCAUAUGGGAGAGAAACCAUAUUCUUGUGAUAUCUGUGGUAAUUUUUUCUCUCAUAGCAGUAGCUUAACUAAACACAAAUGGGUUCAUACAGAGGAGAAACUAUAUACCUGUGAUAUCUGUGGUAAAUCAUUCUGUUUUGGCAGUGCUGUAACUCAACACAAACGUAUCCAUACAGGAGAGAAACCAUAUUCCUGUGAUAUCUGUGGUAAAUCAUUCUCUCAUAGCGGUGGCUUAAAUAUACACAAACGUAUUCAUACAGGGGAGAAACCAUAUACCUGUGAUAUCUGUGGAAGAUCAUUCUCUGAAAGCAGUAACUUAACUAUACACAAGCGUGUUCAUACAGGGGAGAAACCAUAUACCUGUGAUAUCUGUGGUAAAUCAUUCUCUCAGAACAGUGUCUUAACUCAACACAAACAUAUUCAUACAGGGUAGAAACCAUAUACCUGUGAUAGCUGUGGUAAGACAUUCUCUGGAAAAAGUCACUUUCCUAUACACAAAUGCAUUCACAUUCAAGAAAAAUCAAUUCACAGUGAUAUCUGUGGCAAAUCAUUUACACAAAAUCAUUUCUGAUUUAAACAAGUCUUUCCUUCUGAAGUGGGUCCCUAACACAGUGAUAUUUGUUGUAUAACAUUUCCUCAGAAGGACAAAGGACGUAUCUCAUAAAGACAUCCACAGAAUAUAGAAACUAUAUGAAUGUGACAUCUAUGGUAAAUCUUUGACAUGAAAUCAUCCAUUAUUGAAUCAAAAGAGCAUUGACUGAGGAACGAAAACAUAUCACUGUGAUGUUAACCCUGAAUCAUUCUUUCAAAUUGGUGAAUUGUUUGUACACAGUCCUAUUAAUAUGAAAGAUAUAACUGUAGCCUAAGCUUUUUCUGAUAACUCAAUCUAUGAAAAUGAUCAAUUAUUGAAAUGUAAAUGCAUUCAUACAGAAGACGAACCCCGAUGAUGAUGAUCCUCAUCAUUUAACAUUCUCCUAUUCAUGCUUCUGUGGAUCAGAUGGAAUUCAUUGAUGGAGAUUUUCUACAUCUGGGUACCUUUCUUGUGACCAAUGCUCACCUGUUUCCAAGCAAGGAAAUAUUUUCCCUGGUGAGACAUAUUUCACGCGAAGGACUGGAAAUGAACAACUGCACAAGACGGUCAUGAUGGCCCUUUCCGAACAUCACAUAAUAUCUGGACAAGGAUA
Molecule: messenger RNA, 1426 nt
Organism: Octopus sinensis (East Asian common octopus)
Lineage: Eukaryota; Metazoa; Mollusca; Cephalopoda; Octopoda; Octopodidae
Product: zinc finger protein 239-like
Exons: 1
Coding region: 247-675 (142 amino acids)
Source: RefSeq, a predicted model, not a curated record